CAACAUGGCUUCAAACAUCUUGCUCGUUGCCGCUCCUACUGUGGGGGCUCAGUCUGCCGUAGAGGCGAUGGUCGUGCGUAAUGGUAGUGGUGCAGUGUUGUGACGGCGGCCAAGUUCUGGUGUUGAUGCUGCUGCUGCUGCUAUCGGUGGUGUCGAAACCCACAACGGAAACAAAAGUUCGAUAGGAAAAAAACAGCGGCUCUUCUAUAGCCAACUAAGUCUGACCGAAAUAAAAUUACGAACGGAACAAAGUGGCGAACAAAAACAUGAGCGCCGGGGGCCCGGGCGGCUCCGCCGGAAGCGGCUCGAGAGCUGCUCACCAGCACACUCCCAAAGAUGCACAGGUUAUGGCUGCCUUGCUCAAGGAUAUGGGAGUUACCGAGUAUGAGCCGAAAGUCAUCGAUCAGAUGCUCGACUUCUCCUACAAAUAUGUCACGAACGUGCUAGAAGAAGCGAAAGUCUGCAGUGGGCACGCGAAAAAGCGCUCAAUAGAUGCUGAAGAUGUGCGGUUAGGUAUUCAAUUGCUCUGUGACAAAUCUUUUACGAAUCCACCACCUCGAGAGCUCCUAAUGGACGUCGCGCGAGCAAAGAACGCCCAACACCUUCCGCUUAUAAAGAGCACUACAGGAGCACGAUUGCCUCCUGACAGGUACACGCUCACAUCCGCCAAUUAUCGUUGCAAGACCAAACCGCGCCCGCCAGCUCACAAACUAAUGCAGACUGGAUCCCAAAGUGUCCUAUCAAAAACGACACCCGCAGUAUCGUUAUCGUCAAAAAGUGGCGCUACCCUAUCUGUCGUUAAGAAAGGGGGCUCGCAACCCUCUCAAGUGACAAUCGUGUCGCGGCCAACAAUUGUGCAGAGUGCGUCCUCACAACAGCACCAGCAGCCCGUCCCACGGCCGUUAAUAAAACUUUCCGCAGCCUCGAGUGGUAGCAGCGGAGGUCCAACGGUGAAUGUCGUGACAAAGCCAAAACCGAUCUCAGUAACAGGAAUGCCCCCGAUAAACAUCGUCAGCGGGGAGCGGAAGCGAAAAGCCGAGGAUGAAGCGCAUUAAACUUUAGUAGGGAAGGAAUACAUGUCAAGGAAAUAAUCUGUGGCCAAGAGAUAGUCGAUAUUUGGUAAACAUGAAGCAAGAGUUAUUAAACUCAGUGUUAACUCCGCGAAUUUGCGAAGCCGCCAUCUUUUUCAAAUAGAACCUAAUGGAGUGCUAAUCGAAUUACCAGGGUUACUUACCAAUCUGUUUUGUUGAUGAAACAGGCUGGUUUGACUCGAAAAGGAGGGAAUGUUAUAUUCCACCGCAAAAAAAACUUGAUGACCUAUCGACAAGAUGGCGAUGCGGGAAGCGAAGUUGAAAGAAACAGAGAAGAGCACAAUUAGCUGAGUCAAAAACAAGUGUACAUGAUACCUCUGUAUAGAAUGACCAUGAUUGAUGGUAACGAUAUAUAUUUAGUCCUUUAUUACGCGAGUUGAGAUUCACCCUGUCAUCAAGAACCCUGUUUCAUAUUUCGUUUUUUGCCUGUAU
Messenger RNA from Varroa destructor (honeybee mite), 1523 nucleotides. RefSeq names its product TBP-associated factor 9 (gene Taf9). Gene Ontology annotation, molecular function: protein heterodimerization activity; RNA polymerase II general transcription initiation factor activity; transcription coactivator activity. NCBI's taxonomy places the organism in Eukaryota, Metazoa, Arthropoda, Arachnida, Mesostigmata, Varroidae. The record is from RefSeq and is a predicted model, not a curated record. Gene Ontology annotation, cellular component: SAGA complex; transcription factor TFIID complex. Gene Ontology annotation, biological process: RNA polymerase II preinitiation complex assembly; DNA-templated transcription initiation.